Messenger RNA from Penicillium crustosum, 1383 nucleotides. RefSeq names its product WKF domain-containing protein. The coding region runs from base 1 to 1383 and encodes 460 amino acids. NCBI's taxonomy places the organism in Eukaryota, Fungi, Ascomycota, Eurotiomycetes, Eurotiales, Aspergillaceae. The record is from RefSeq and is a predicted model, not a curated record. The transcript has 2 exons.
AUGGCGCCCCAGACGGACGUCCAGUCCCCAGCGUCGAAAAAGCUUGGAUCGAAGCUCAAGAAGUCGAAGGAUUCUACAGGAGAGGAGGGAAUUGCAGGCGCACAGGAGUCCACUCCCAGCAAAAAGGACGCCAAGUCCGACAAGAAGGACAAGAAAAAGCGCAAGUCCAUUUCCGAAGAUGCGGCUCCCGAGACCGACGGCGAAAUGAAGAAAAAGAAGAAGCGCCGCCAUACCGAAGAUGACAACGACCAGAAAGACAAGGAUGAUGAAUCGCACACGAAAAAGAAGAAGCGAGUUUCAUUCGGACCCGGAACAAAGGAAUUCGACGGCGACUCUGAAAGUGAGUCGGACGAUGUCGACAGCAAUGAUGCUGCCGCAACCGACGGAGCCGAAGCAGACACCGAAGACGCCGGAGACAAGACCGCCGAGGAGAUGAAGCAGCGCAAACGGGAGAAGAAGAAGCAAAGAAAAGCCGGUACCGCCUCGGCUGAGGCCCCAAUCCACGAGACGCCUAUUCUCUCGUACCUGAGCCACUACCACCGAGCACGCGCCACAUGGAAGUUCCAAAAGAACCGGGAAACCAACCUGUUCAAGCACUUGUACUCGCUUGAGCAUGUCCCCUCUAAGUACAAUACAUCACUGCUGGCGUACAUGCAGGGCCUGAAGGGUGAUGCCGCCAAGGAGCGAAUGAGCAAUGCUGCGAGGGGAGACGAAGAAGGGGAGACCCGGGAGCCUUCAACAAACCCCGAGUACCUGGAAGCUAUCAAUGCGUUCCGCGAGUGCUUGCCAAAGGGAGAUGAGGAUCUGGACAACGUCAACUUCGGAGAAAAGUUGGAGGGAGACGUUCAAAAGCGUUUGCCGAAGAGGCAGCGAGCAGAGCUGGUCUUUUUCGCUGUUGCCGGCAAGCUUUUCAGCGCUGAGGACUUGAAGAAGCCGAAACCGAAACGCAAGGCUCCCGAGCCCGUGGUCAACAAGAAGCGGAAGAACAGAACUAUGGUUGUGGAUAUCAGCAGCAGCAGUGAGGAUAGUGAUGAUGAUACCCCGGCUCCCAAGAAGGCUGUCAACAAGCCCGCGCCUGAUAGCGAUGACGACACCUCGUCGAGCGGCAGCAGCAGCAGCAGCAGCGACAGCGACAGUGAUAGUGAUGACAAGUCGUCUGCUGCCCCGGCCCCGGCCAAACAGAGUGCUGCGAAGAUUCCUUCAUCGUCCGCCCCCAGUGGUGCUGCAGUGCCUAAGGAGACCAAGGCUGCCAAGCAGAAGAAGGAGAAGUUUGUACCAGUCCGCAAAGAAAAGCCUAAGCCUGCUGUGCCGAAAAAGACGCAGAAGCGAAAGCUCAGAACUGCUCAGAUCGAAAUCUCGAGCAGCGAGAGUGACAGCGAAUAG